UAGCAGGUCUAGAAAAAAGACUCAAAUCAAAUAGAAAUAAACAAAUUCAGUUGUGAAGUUUUUCUGAGCUGUGAGCUAUUCCGAAAAUGCCAAAAUUCUUUAUCAGAAAUCAGAAUCGCUUCCGCGAAGGCAAUGAAGCCAUUUCCCAUGAUGUAACCAAUAUGGAACCCGUGCCGAAACCCGAUACCGGAAACAGUAACACUAAAGCGACUGCUGAUAAGACAAAUAAAUCGAAGCUUACCUUCCACUACGGCAGCAGAACGCAGACCGACGACUGGCUGAAGAGUGACGAUUUACCCAUCGUGUUGAGGCGCCAGUUGGAGGAGCGGAACGGGCGCCAGUUGAUGGACAUUCAGCCGGAGAGCGAGUGUGAGAGCGAGAACGAUGAGUUCAGCCACACCAUCUGGGAAAUGGAGAAGCCGUGCCAGACCCGAGACCCAGGCAAGAAGCGAAACGGUGCCAAAAUAAGCUACAUCCGGGUGACCAAGGGCAACAAGCGCGUCUGGGUCAAGGACAAGCAAUCCAAGCUGCUCCAAAAGAAGCCAUCUGCCAUUGCGGAACCGCCGCCGACCAAGAUUACGCGUCGCACCAAGCAGAAGGGAGAGCAGUUCCAGUGCAGCGACUGUGACAAAAUCUUCAAUCACUCCUGGAUGCUGGUGGCCCACAAGCGCACUCACACGGGCGAGCGUCCGUUCGCCUGCCCCGAGCCAAAGUGCCAGAAGUCUUUCGCCGAUCGCUCCAAUUUGCGCUCGCAUCAGCGCACCAAGGGCCAUCACACCUGGGACUAUCAGUGCGGCCAGUGUGGCAAGUAUUUCAAUCAAGAGAACUUUCUGAAGCGUCACACACUGGACGCCUGUCGCAAGUAUUUGCUGAACAUAACACAUAAGAAGCCAUGAACGGUGGCAUUAGGAAUUUUAUUGGGCAGCAAUUUGAAUGAUUUUUUACAUUUUACAUUAGAUUAUAAAAACAAUUUUUGUGCCA
Messenger RNA from Drosophila obscura, 981 nucleotides. RefSeq names its product zinc finger protein 567. The transcript is spliced from 3 exons. Gene Ontology annotation, biological process: regulation of transcription by RNA polymerase II. Gene Ontology annotation, molecular function: DNA-binding transcription factor activity; RNA polymerase II cis-regulatory region sequence-specific DNA binding. The coding region runs from base 87 to 896 and encodes 269 amino acids. NCBI's taxonomy places the organism in Eukaryota, Metazoa, Arthropoda, Insecta, Diptera, Drosophilidae. The record is from RefSeq and is a predicted model, not a curated record.